Messenger RNA from Uloborus diversus, 4445 nucleotides. RefSeq names its product organic cation transporter protein-like. Gene Ontology annotation, molecular function: transmembrane transporter activity. Gene Ontology annotation, biological process: transmembrane transport. The transcript is spliced from 12 exons. NCBI's taxonomy places the organism in Eukaryota, Metazoa, Arthropoda, Arachnida, Araneae, Uloboridae. Bases 175 to 1863 code for a protein of 562 amino acids. Gene Ontology annotation, cellular component: membrane. The record is from RefSeq and is a predicted model, not a curated record.
AUUUCGUUCUUUUUGGGAAAAGGAAGGCGGUUGAUAACGCGACCCGAUCGGUUCAUUUUUUGGCGCAGUUCGUUCGAUGACACAUCAUUCUACUGCUUACAAGCAUAGAAUAUUCUCUUUUAGGUACUUUCGGUAACUUUACAGCGCACAACAUCUAACGCUUCUGUGGAUAGAAUGUCCGUCACUAAAGCAAAAGAAAAUGGCGCGAGUCCUGUGGAAUUCACGGACAUCAUCGGUGGACACGGUCGCUGGCAGUUGGGCAUCUUCACCUUUUGCCUGUUCGCUGCGGCCCCGCACUGCAUGCACAACCUCAUCAUGACCUUCUUCGCCCCCAACAUUGACCAUUGGUGCGCCAGACCGUCAGAGAUCCUACGAGCAAACGUAUCAACAGAGCUGUGGAAAAACACAAGCUUGCCAAUAGUAUCAAAGCGUGGUGGCGGUUGGGAACUCAGUCAUUGCACGAUGUUCAACAAAUCGUUUGUAAAUGGAACACACUAUAGCGUUCUGUCGGUGGACGAAGACGCUACGGCCUGCAGUUCUUGGGAGUAUGACGUCACGUUCUAUGAAUCAACAAUGGUAGAUGAGUGGGAUUUAGUCUGUGAUAGAGAAUGGUUGGUGUCUCUCGCCAAGACUGUCUACAUGGUCGGAUUCUUGGUUUCCGUCACCAUGUGCGGCCAAGUGUCGGAUAGAUUCGGCAGGCGACCAGUCGUCAUCACGUGCCUGAGCGUGUUCCUGAUAGCAGCUUUCCUGACUUUGUUUUGCACUAACUUCAUCAUGUUCAUUGUACUGCGCUUCUUCGUCGCCCUCGGGCUCACGUCCGUCUUCACCGUCUCAUACGUCAUAUUGACCGAAGUGAUUAGUGCGGAGUACCGAUCGUUCUACUGCUUCACUUUCAAGUUGGGGUGGGUGUUUGCUUACAUGCUGCUGCCUGGAAUCGCCUGGCUCAUUCCUAGCUGGUUCUGGUUGCAGUUCGCAAUCACGGUCCCCUGGUUGUCUCUGCUGUGCGUUUACUGGGUGAUUCCAGAAACUCCUAGGUGGUUGCUAACGCACGGGAAGUUUUCUGAGGUGGAGGAAAUACUCAUCAAAGCUGCCAGGAAAAAUGGAAAAGAUAUGAAGCAAAUCAAGUUUGCUAUUACACGUUUUAUCAACCAGCAAUCCAAGCUUAAACCAGAGGAGAAGAGAAACGAAACAGUUCUUGACCUACUGAAGACACCAGCUCUUAGGAGGAACACGAUCAACAUCUACUUCUGCUGGUUCAUCAUCUCGUACAUUUACUACGCCCUCUCGUGGAACACGAACGACUUAGGCGGCAACCCGUACCUCAACUUCUUCAUCAGCGGGGCGGUGGAGCUCCCGUCGACCAUCAUCUUCAUGUACAUCAGCAAAGCCAUCGGCCAUCGGAUCGCGCUGCUCAUGUCCAACAUCAUGGCCGGUCUGUGCCUCCUGCUCAUGAUCGCAGUUCCCACAGAGGUGGUGUGGCUCACCGUCACUUUCUCCAUGGCCGGAAAAUUCUUCAAUUCGGCCUCUUUUGACAUCAUCUACAUCUAUAGCGCAGAGAUCUUUCCCACGGUCGUCAGAAACGUUGGAGUCGGAUCCAGCUCUACGUGGGCCCGAGUGGGGGCGCUGCUUGCGCCGUUCAUCCGGCAAAUGGCUGACGUCACGCAUCCCGUGGUGCCUCUGGCGGUUCCGGGAGGUCUGUCCGUCCUGAGCGGUCUCCUUCUCCUACUCCUUCCGGAGACGAAAGGACGCAAGAUUCCGGACACGCUCGAAGAAGGAGAACAGUUCGCGAAAAGAUGGAAAUCUUACAAAGUGUCCGACACGUGCAACGGAACAAAAAACGACUUCAAGCUAAAUGAGCGAUAACGCCUCAACAUUGUGAUGUAUUUCAAACUCUUAUGACUGGAAUGUUGCCCGUUGCAUCGACAGUUUUGGCACCAAGCUCAAAAGUGGUGAAGACCCUGCUGAGUCUCGAGCACUUCAUAGAAACUUAUUUGUUUAUUUUUAUUCCUUAAUUAUUGAAUAUGCAGAAUACCGAGUUCCUUUAUAUUUAUAAAAGGUGUGAUUGGAAUAGGUUUCAGUUAACAGUGAAUCUACUUCCGAAGACUGACUAAAUCCUUAAAGUAAAGGUCUACCCUUAAAUCCAUAUUUUUUACAAGUGUGAGAGAAAAAUCCAGCAAACAGCGAUUCCACUUUCUUAAACCGACUAAAUUCUUGAAAAAAAUGUCUGUCAUUAAAUCCAUGCCUUGUCAAGAUGUGCAUGAAAGUUGCAGUUAACAAUGAUUCCAUUUCCGUAAACUGACUAAAUUCUUGAAGUAAAUGUCUGUCAUUAAAUCCAUGCCUUGUCAAGAUGUGCAUGAAAGUUGCAGUUAAUAGUAACUUCACUUCUGUAAACUGACUAAAUUUUUGAAGUAAAUGUCUGUCAUCAAAGCCAUGUCUUGCCAAGAUGUGCAUGAAAGUUGCAGUUAACAGAGUCUUCACUUUCAAAGACUAAUUGAAUCCUUGCAGUAAAGGUCUGUCAUUAAAUCCAUGUGUUUUCAAGAUGUGCAUGAAAGUUGCAGAUAACAGUGUCUUCACUUCCAAAGACUAAUUGAAUCCUUGCAGUUAAGGUCUGUCAUUAAAUCCAUGUGUUUUCAAAAUGUGCAUGAAAGUUGCAGUUAACAAUGUCUUCACUUUGAAGGACUAAUUGAAACCAUGCAGCAAAGGUCUGUCAUUAAAUCCAUAUCUUGUCAAGAUGUGCAGUUGGAGAUAAUAGUGUUUUUACAACCAAAGACUGACUAAACAUUUGAAGUAAAAGGUCUCUUGUUCAAUCUAAGGCCCCUAAAUAUCUAUAAAGCGGCUCUAGUUCAAUCCACAUUAUCUUAUAAGGUAGGAUUGCGUGUUAAAUAUUUAUUUACCUCGUAUAAAUAAUACAUUUUCUUGACUGUAGCAGAGCCAUCUCAUCCUGGUGGCAUAAUUCAUGAGCAAUCUUUACAGAAACUACAGAUUUCCAACAAGCAUUAUCUUCAUGGCGAUACCAGCCCGAAUGUGACAGAAACAAAAUAUGUCUGUCCCAAUAGAGAGUUGCUACGGAUAUUGAAUACCACACUAACGGCAAGGAUUUAUGUUUUCCGUUUGGCAUCAUACAGCAAUUGACAAAUAAUGGGUCUCUGGUGAUCGCAGUUUUUUAAUAAAGGAAUAAAAAUGACCAAUGAGUAAAAGAUUGACAGCAUCAGUGCGUUUUAUUAUUUAAAACCGUUGACGUGAGCUGCAAGUCUGCAACAAAGUUUUUAUCGCUGUUGAAUCUGAUGCAAAAUCAGUGCGAGACUCGAUAGAGCCUACUUAUGUUGAUUUAUAGACAUUCUUUUAUAUACGUUGAAGACCUUUCCUUCAUCAUCAGACUUUUUUUUUAUACUCAGCACUUUUAAAGUAGCCUUUUGAAGCAAUCAUUAUUUCUGAUGUCUUGUUGAAUUCAUCAUUCUUUUAGAUGCCUUGUUGAAUAAACCAUUAUUUUCGAUGUCUUGUUCUUUCUGAUGCCUUGUUAAGUAAAACAUUUUUUCUGAUGUCUUAUUGAAUAAAUCAUUCUUUCUGAAGUCUUAUUGAAUUCAUCAUUCUUUUAGAUGCCUUGUUGAAUAAACCAUUAUUUUCGAUGUCUUGUUCUUUCUGAUGCCUUGUUAAGUAAAACAUUUUUUUCUGAUGUCUUAUUGAAUAAAUCAUUCUUUCUGAAGUCUUAUUGAAUUCAUCAUUCUUUUAGAUGCCUUGUUGAAUAAACCAUUAUUUUCGAUGUCUUGUUCUUUCUGAUGCCUUGUUGAGUAAAUCAUUUUUUCUGAUGUCUUAUUGAAUAAAUCAUUCUUUCUGAAGUCUUAUUGAAUAAAUCAUUCUUUUAGAUGCCUUUGUUGAAUAAACCAUUAUUUUCGAUGUCUUGUUCUUUCUGAUGCCUUGUUGAGUAAAACAUUUUUUCUGAUGUCUUAUUGAAUAAAUCAUUCUUUCUGAAGUCUUAUUGAAUUCAUCAUUCUUUUAGAUGCCUUGUUGAAUAAACCAUUAUAUUUUCGAUGUCUUGUUCUUUCUGAUGCCUUGUUGAGUAAAACAUUUUUUCUGAUGUCUUAUUGAAUAAAUCAUUCUUUCUGAAGUCUUAUUGAAUUCAUCAUUCUUUUAGAUGCCUUGUUGAAUAAACCAUUAUUUUCGAUGUCUUGUUCUUUCUGAUGCCUUGUUGAGUAAAUCAUUUUUUCUGAUGUCUUAUUGAAUAAAUCAUUCUUUCUGAAGUCUUAUUGAAUAAAUCAUUCUUUUAGAUGCCUUGUUGAAUAAACCAUUAUUUUCGAUGUCUUGUUCUUUCUGAUGCCUUGUUGAGUAAAACAUUUUUUCUGAUGUCUUAUUGAAUAAAUCAUUCUUUCUGAAGUCUUAUUGAAUUCAUCAUUCUUUUAGAUGCCUUGUUGAAUAAACCAUUAUAUUUUCGAUGUCUUGUUCUUUCU